This is a messenger RNA of Setaria italica (foxtail millet), 939 nucleotides long. RefSeq names its product serine/threonine-protein kinase fray2. The transcript is spliced from 6 exons. The record is from RefSeq and is a predicted model, not a curated record. Bases 103 to 693 code for a protein of 196 amino acids. NCBI's taxonomy places the organism in Eukaryota, Viridiplantae, Streptophyta, Magnoliopsida, Poales, Poaceae.
UCCGCGGACUCCUCCGAAGUCCGAACCGAGGCAGAUCGAGCCGCUUCCUGUCUCGCCUCGUCGCGUCAAUCCCCACGAGCGCCGCCGCCGCCGUUGGGAGCCAUGGCGCGGUCCCCGGCCGCCUCCUCCUCGUCCUACACCGACAGCACGGGCUCCUCCUCGGACUCAUCCUCCUCCGCCUCGGGGAGCGACCGCCGCCGGCGCCACCGCCACCGCAGCAGCCGCCGGAAGGAGGGCGCGUCCUCGUCCUCGUCCGCGCUGAAGGCGCGCAAGGACCGGAGGUCCCGCCACAAGCGGCGCCGCCGCGAGCGGGACCGGCGGCGGUCCCCGUCCGACGACGACGGCUACAGCAGCACAAGCUCCUAUGAAAGUGACCGCGAGGCGUCUGGCAGAUCUCGGAAGCAUAAGAAGAGCAGCAGGUCAAGAAAGUCUAGGGAGAGGGAGCGAAGUAAAGAUAGACACCAUAGACGAGACAAGAGUAAACACAAAGAGAAGAAAGAGAGCGAGGGUGGUGAUGGUCCUGUCCAGCUUUCCAAGUUUCUUGGACGCGACAAAGAAAAGGAAGAAGGGACACAAAGGAGUGCAAUCUCUGGUAAAAAGAUAAUGAUGAAGCUUGAGAAGACUAAGGAAGAUAAGGCAGCAGAGAGCAAGCGCAAUGAACUGUUGAAGUUCCUGAAUGCCAGUUAUGAUUAGCAGUUUGUUGGUUCUGGUGAUGCGGAAGGAAGUGCAGAAUGCCCUUCCGGAUGUCUCCUCACUUGUGCUUUAGGUGAUACUCUUGAGGGCUUCGUGUUUGGUUUGUUUCGUCACUUGGCCACCAAGGUUUUGUUGGUGCUUAACUAGCGACUGAAUGAUGGUCUACUGUAACUGUUUUGAGGUUGGGGUGUUAAUGUUACCUGAAUUCCGUGCUAUCACUUAGAAUUUACUUUUGUUUUAAUGUCU